Molecule: messenger RNA, 1343 nt
Organism: Labrus bergylta (ballan wrasse)
Lineage: Eukaryota; Metazoa; Chordata; Actinopteri; Labriformes; Labridae
Product: histone H2B 1.2
Cellular component (GO): nucleosome
Molecular function (GO): DNA binding; structural constituent of chromatin; protein heterodimerization activity
Source: RefSeq, a predicted model, not a curated record
ACCAAAUACCUAUCCGUCUUUGCCUCCUACUCGAUACCGGCCAUGCCUGAUCCAGUGAAAGCGCCCAAGAAGGGCUCCAAGAAAGCUGUUACGAAGACCGUCAGCAAGACCGGCAAGAAAAGGAGAAAGUCCAGGAAGGAAAGCUAUGCCAUCUACGUGUACAAGGUCCUGAAGCAGGUCCACCCCGAUACUGGAAUCUCUUCUAAGGCCAUGGGCAUCAUGAACUCCUUCGUGAGUGACAUCUUUGAGCGUAUCGCCGGGGAGGCUUCCCGUCUGGCUCAUUACAACAAGCGCUCCACCAUCACCUCCAGGGAGAUCCAGACCGCUGUCCGCCUGCUGCUGCCCGGAGAGCUGGCUAAGCACGCCGUGUCUGAGGGCACCAAGGCCGUCACUAAGUACACCAGCUCCAAGUAAAACUACCGAUCAAUUAACAAACAACAUCCAAAGGUCCUUCUAAGGACCACCCACUUCUUUCAGGAAGAGCUGAAAUACCUGUACGAAAUGAAAAUGUUUUAUGAUCUCAGUCUCAGAUGUUGGUCGUGCUCAGGAGGAAAUGUAUUUUAAUGAUUAUUCAGACUGAUGCAAUUGUAGGUACAGGUUUACUCUAAGAAACCAAAUGACUUAAACUUAACGAAAUCCAUAACAAACUCAGAAAUGGUUUCUGUUUGUAACCAGGUAAUGCCGACAAUAAGGUCCACGAGACAAAUAUCUAGCACGGACACAUUACUGGGCUUUGCUCUGCAGAAAAACUAGUGAUGGGAAAAGCAGUUCAGGAAAGUGAUUCGUUAUGUACUUCUCUGCACUUCUGUCUGUGAUUCAGAAUUUAAUAAGUUGAAACACAGCCAAACGUUUAGUUCUGCUCGCGAUCGUACUGAGAACAGCCGGUGGUGAGUAAUAAGUCAGUACGGAUCACGGACAUGAGAGGGAGGGCGGGCUUUGAGCGACUCUUGCGGUCUAGAGAGAGAUACGGGACGGGAGAGAGGAGAGCGCAACUGAAGUUGAGAAAUGAACAACUCUUUUCAGUAAGUGUUUCAGUUCAGCUCGUUCACCCAGAUCACGGACUACACAUCACUAGAAAAGACUAGCCUUAAAAUACAAAUAUCCUCUACUAUAGCCAACUGUAUGUCCAAUAUAAACUGUUUAUUAGCAUGUCAAAGGACGCAACAAAUAAUGUACUCCGCCAAGCGUAUUGGCUUUUAUUUCUAAUGUAUUCUUAAGAGUGAUGUGUUACUUUUUUGUUGUUGUUUUUUUUUACAUUUUUUUUUUAAUUAUUUAAAUUAACAAGCUUUGUUUUAAAUGUUCAAAUGCCAAAAUGAAUGAUCAAUAAACCGACUUUCAAAGCA